UCAUUCCGCUCCGACUCAGCUCUCUCUCUCUCGCUCGCUGCAAAGAGUGUCUUUUCUUUCCUCUUCCAUUUCUGCUCUGAGACAGCAUUCGAGCUGUUUCUUGCUGUGCCGGGUUUCUUCCAUAAGUGGGAAAAAUCGAGCUUCUGCGAUCGAAGAGAGAUUGAUACGGCCAAGGUGUCGGGGACAGUUCUUUCGCCAUUUCCAUUAAAAGGGCCAGACCUUACUCACAGUCUCCGUCGGACCGUCUCCCUCCCCUCUGUCUUUUUUCUUUUUCUAUUCAUUUUCCGUCUUCGCCAUAUCUUUUUCCCGGAAAAUCUUUCCCCUGCCCUUUUUCGUUUUUUGCCCCCUCACCUUUCUUUUGCAGAGCACGCACCGGUUUUCCUCCUGUUCACACACCGUCCACCACCGCUUUCUCUCCUUUUCCUUGCUCGUCUCGGUCUUCGUCACUAUCUACUACCGCACGCAGCACUCUCUUCUUCUUCUACCCUUCUUUUUCGUUCUGGCUAUCCCACUGCUUUAGUGCUUUUCGUGGUCUACUUUCUUUGAAAUUGCCUUAUCUUUAUUUUUAUUUUUUUGGGUUUUUGCUUUAUUCUAGGGAGGGUCGCUCGAUCCCCUUUAAGCCAUUUCUGGGCAUUUCAAGCUUCCCCUUUUAACUCCUCCUCCCUCUCUCCCUCGACUCUUCUCUGUCAUCUUUAUAUCUUUGAAGAAUAUCUCUGCAAUCUUCCAACCCCCCCUCCCUCUCUCUCUCUAGUCUCUUUCUUCGCUUUUGGAUGUCAGCAACAGCGAAAAUCAAGAUUUAAUUCAAAUUUUCUGUGAAAUGAUGCCUCCUAUCAAGUUCACUGAACACUGCACUCACACCAAGCUCGCGAGACCCGACCAUCUCAAUAGCCCGAAAAGCCGACCCGAAAUGAACCCCAGAGUCCUCAGGAUAUCGUACACGGACGCUGACGCCACGGACUCCUCCAGCGACGAAGAGGCUGAACUGCUCCCCCGCCGGCGAAUCAAGAAGUUCGUUCACGAGAUUGCUCUGCAGUCCGGUAGCGAUGGAGACGCCAGCGCUUGGAAAGUGAAGGCCAAACGGCACAAGCCCUCCGGGAAGUCCGCGGUUCCAGUCGGUCGCCGCGACUUGAAGGUGUCCGCUGGCUGCGGCGGCGGGAAGAAAUUCCGGGGCGUGAGGCAGAGGCCAUGGGGAAAAUGGGCGGCGGAGAUUCGAGACCCGACGCGAGGCGUGCGGCUGUGGCUGGGAACUUACGAAACGGCCGAAGAGGCGGCCAUGGUCUACGACAACGCCGCGAUACAGCUGCGCGGACCUGACGCGUUCACCAACUUUUCUACGCCGCCGCAGUCAGCACAAUUUAUUCCGCCGCUGCCGAAGAACAGUAUCCGCCUCCCUCUGCCACGGCCUGCAGCUGCGGCGACGGCGACGGCGACGGUGAGCAGCUCGAGCUCAGCGUCCGGCGCGGACUCGUCCCGCCUCGUCUCUUCUCCAACAUCAGUGCUGCGGGGCGUCUCCAGUGAGGAAGCCGAUUCACCAAUCGACGCAACGAAGGAGUCGUGCGUGUCCGAGGAUUUCUCGGAGGCCUCCCACCGCUCGCCGUUCGAUUUACAUUUGCCGGACGACAUCUUCGAUUUCCAGAGCUGCAGCUCGGGCCUAUUCGACGCGUUCUCCAGCUUCGGCGACGGAGUUCUGAUGGACAACUACACUCAGGACGAUUUGUUAGCUAACCUCGGCGAUGAUUUGGGGCUCGGGUUCGGGUUCUCGAAUUGGAACUUCAACGAUCAUUUUCCCGACAUUGGGGAUAUAUUCGGGUCGGAUCCUGUUGUCGCCAUGUGAGAGCUUUUUUAAAAAAAAAGAAAAACAUUGAGAAAAAAAGAUGCAAAAAAUCACAAAAAGAGAAAUACAAUAGUUUUCGAUGCUUCUCUUAUGUGAAUUCUGAUUUUGUGGCAAAGUUUUGUAUCUCGGGCACAUAUGUUGCGGAUGCCUUGUUUAUUUAUUUAA
Molecule: messenger RNA, 1999 nt
Organism: Rhodamnia argentea
Lineage: Eukaryota; Viridiplantae; Streptophyta; Magnoliopsida; Myrtales; Myrtaceae
Product: ethylene-responsive transcription factor CRF2-like
Exons: 1
Coding region: 818-1834 (338 amino acids)
Biological process (GO): regulation of DNA-templated transcription
Molecular function (GO): DNA binding; DNA-binding transcription factor activity
Source: RefSeq, a predicted model, not a curated record